This is a messenger RNA of Dendronephthya gigantea, 2453 nucleotides long. RefSeq names its product cyclin-dependent kinase-like 4. Gene Ontology annotation, molecular function: ATP binding; cyclin-dependent protein serine/threonine kinase activity. The transcript has 11 exons. The record is from RefSeq and is a predicted model, not a curated record. Gene Ontology annotation, cellular component: nucleus. NCBI's taxonomy places the organism in Eukaryota, Metazoa, Cnidaria, Anthozoa, Malacalcyonacea, Nephtheidae. Gene Ontology annotation, biological process: protein phosphorylation. Bases 1189 to 2319 code for a protein of 376 amino acids.
AAAUCCUAUAUGGACGAAUGGUUUGUAGUUGGAUGUAUUUCUGUUCCUUUUGUAACGUGUAUAAUUGUUGUAAUUCGAAAGAUGAAUCAGGUUUCGAGUAGGAAUGAGUUGAAGAAGUGCAGGUAACUUGCUGUACUUCAGGUGUUUUGUCGAAACUAUCGGGGUUAUAUAUAUGCAUAUGAAUAAAAAUUGUUAAAAGGCUCUCAAGUGAGGGCCCUUAAGGUUUCAUCUGAGGCUUUUUAAGCCUUGGUCUUAUGUGGAAAUUAUCUCUCAGGAAGACACUCCAAGAGGCCCAAUACGUCGUAUAGCGUUCUUCAUGUAUUUUAGUAAUUUUACCCACAGGAGAAGCAAGGUGCGUUGUCAGUUAAUGUUACUACUUUUAUUAGGUCAUAGUUUGGAAUAGAAUACUACUUCAUUUGUAACAAUACAUAAUAGGUCGUGUGUUAUCAACUGAAGAACGGAUCUCUUUAUUGCUGUUAUGUUGUGAAGCAAGUUCGAGAAUAGGAAAUUAAUUAUACAUGAAUAUUUUAUUUCCGCUAGCUUGUUUCAAACGCCGUAAGGUUUCUAGUUCAUUUUAACAUAAGUUAUAGAAAGAGAUAGAUCACUUUGGGAUAUCCUGUAAAGGGCGACGGUAAUUAUGCAAAACUUUAUAUCAUAUAAGAGACAAAAAUGACCUCAUUCCUAAAUUUAUAUUUCCCUCCAAGCACUUUAUCAUGAGAUUGGAUUAUCAGUGAUUUCAACACGAGCCUUGGCCUAGAAUACACUGCUAGAAAUAGUGUUGCAAGGCACACUGCCUUAGUCAUGGUACAAUGACUACCAUUAACAGAACCAUCAUUUACAAUUUCUAACUCUUUCUAACGAGCUAGCUUAGAGGAGAGGAAGCAGGUGUUAAAGUCACACACAAAUCUAAAAUUUCGUUCAAAACAGGAGAUAACAUGUCGAUUAAUAAAACCACAUUCUAAAUGUUAUUAAACCCGGUUUCAACAAGACAUUGGUUGCUAUGAAACUGGGCAAACAAAACGUAGGCUGACUAAAAUUCGAUAUGGUCACGUGUUCAGGAAGAUACGCGCUCUUCGAUAGUUUUUUGUUUACAUAUUUUUACUCAAAUCUGUGGUGUGCUUCUGUGCAAUAUAUCACUGGCAGGAAUUACAAAAAGGCUUCUCAAAUGAAGAAGGAUGUAGAUAUUAUAUGCGUUUCAAAGUGAUGGAGAAAUACGAAAAACUUGGCAAGAUUGGGGAAGGUUCCUAUGGUGUUGUCUUUAAAUGCCGUCACCGGGAACAUGGCCAUAUCGUUGCAAUAAAGAAAUUUGUUGAGUCCGAGGAUGACCCGUUGAUAAAGAAGAUUGCAAUGAGAGAAGUCAGAAUGCUUAAGCAACUAAAACAUCCCAAUCUUGUGAACUUGUUGGAAGUAUUUCGGCGAAAAAGAAAACUUCAUAUGGUGUUUGAGUUUUGUGACCACACAGUUCUGAAUGAACUGGAUGCUAGUCCUAAAGGGGUUAAUGAAGUGACAAUUAAGAAAAUAAUUUGGCAAACACUCCAUGCUGUUCAUUAUUGCCAUCAACAUAGUUGCAUUCACCGCGAUGUUAAACCUGAAAAUAUUCUUAUCACUAAAGAUGGCAUUAUCAAACUUUGUGAUUUUGGUUUUGCAAGAAUACUUACUCCAGGUGAUGAGUACACAGACUAUGUAGCAACAAGGUGGUAUCGAGCACCAGAGUUGUUGGUUGGAGACACACAGUAUGGGCCACCUGUAGAUGUCUGGGCUAUUGGUUGCGUCUUUGCUGAGCUAUUGUGUGGUCAACCCUUGUGGCCAGGUCGCUCUGAUGUGGAUCAGUUGUACCUAAUAAAGAAAACAUUAGGUGACCUUAUACCACGUCAUAUCCAGAUUUUUAGCAAUAAUCAAUUUUUCCGAGGAUUACAAAUCCCAGAACCCAGCAAAAGGGAAACUUUAGAAGAGAAAUUUCCAUACAUUCCUCAGCCAGCAAUGAGUUUUUUAAAGGGAUGCCUAGUAAUGGAACCCGAUAGCAGGCUGACAUGUGCAGAGCUGCUUGAACACAAAUAUUUUGAUGGGUUUCGGGAAAGAUUUGAACCCGAAUUGCAAGCUCUCUUUGCCAAAAGUCAAGAACAACAUCCAACAAAGUCUAAGAAACAAAAGAAAUAUGGCAGUCGUAGUGAACAACAGAAUCAUCAUCUACCACAACUUCAUAUGCACCAGUCAAAUGAACCACAACAUUCACCAGCACCAGACCACAAAGUUGAAAAAAACUCGUAUGAAAAACAGAAAACGAAGGGGAACAAAAUGGACCAUUUACCUUCAAUAUAGGCAUGCUGUUGCUGCAAGAUAGAAAUUUCUAUAGAAUUUGACUUGGACAAAAGUCAGUUUGUUUUCAAAUGUAAAUAUUAUAGCAUGUCAUUUAAGGUAGUUAUGAGGAAAUAUAAAUAACGUGUUUGUCUGUA